Messenger RNA from Fundulus heteroclitus (mummichog), 1678 nucleotides. It is a transcript of the gene gpatch4, whose product is annotated as G patch domain containing 4. The transcript is spliced from 8 exons. NCBI's taxonomy places the organism in Eukaryota, Metazoa, Chordata, Actinopteri, Cyprinodontiformes, Fundulidae. Bases 170 to 1339 code for a protein of 389 amino acids. Gene Ontology annotation, molecular function: nucleic acid binding. Gene Ontology annotation, cellular component: nucleolus. Gene Ontology annotation, biological process: regulation of ribosome biogenesis. The record is from RefSeq and is a predicted model, not a curated record.
CGGUAAUGCGCUACGUCGUUUGGUGAAGAAGAAAUAUACUUCCGGGUUUUAACAGGAACCACGUGGGUCUGCUUUGCUGACACCCGGCGAGGAAAAACUCGACACAACAAAACAAAACGUGAAGAACAGUUGAACUUCACGUUUUGUCCUGCUGGUCGUUUCCGGUCUGAUGGCUGAAACUGUGCUGGACAAAAGCCGAGGCCUGAAGUUUGCAGAGCAGCAGCUCCUGCGUCACGGCUGGGAACAAGGUAAAGGACUCGGGCGAUCUGAAAACGGCAUCUCGGAGGCCAUCAAGGUCAAGGUGAAAUGUGACAAAGGAGGGAUCGGCCACAGAGAAGGGGAGCAGUUCACCUUCCACUGGUGGGAUCACGUCUUUAAUAAAGCCUCCUCCACUCUGCAGGUGGAGACGGAUCAGAAUGGAAUUAAGCUUAAAAAGACAGCAGAGGAGGAAGAGGACAGAAGGAUCUCAAACAAGAAGCCCCGGAAAUCCCUACAGGAGAAGUCCAAACUGUACGGCUGCUUCGUGAAGUCGGCCACGCUGCUGUCCGGUCAGGAGGAGCCAGAGCCAAAGUCAGCAGCUUCAGGAGACAGCAGCAGUUCUGAUGAGGAAGAGGAGCAGAAACUGGAUCUGUCCAGCACCACCAAACUUUCUGACGCUGAUCUGAUGAAGGUCUGUGGAGGACGGACCGCUCACAAAGGGGCUCGGCACGGUCUGACCAUGAGCGCCAAGCUGGCCAGACUGGAGCAGCAGGAAGCAGAGUUCUUGGCCAAGUAUGGGAAGACCCAGCAAACAGGAAGUUGUUCCGCCGCGACGCGUCCAACCGAGGAGACGACUGAGACGGCGGGCAGGAAGAAGAAGAAAGCGAAGAACUCCACAGAGAGCCGUGCUCAACUAAACGGUGAUGAAGUCUCUGAAAGCCCUGAAACAGAUUUUCAACCAAAGAAGAAGAAAAAGAAGAAGAAGAAGGUUAAGACUGAGGAAGGAAGUGAGGCAGCAGAUGAAGAUGUGAUCCUCGUUGAAAGCAGCGAGGAGCUUUGGCCUAAAAAGAGGAAGAACGAUGAGGAGCAGAUUGAAGAUGGAGGAAAUCCAGAAACUGGAGAGCAAAACUCUGACUGUCAUAUAAGGAGGAAGAAGAAGAAGAAACGUGCUCGGCAUGAUGCUGAACCUGCAGAAACAGAGGAGGCCGAUGGUGCAGAAUCCAUCCAAUCAGAUCCCAGAACAGAGAAGCAGAGAAAGAAAAGAGAGAAAAAGUUUGACGCAUCAAUGGUGGAAGCUGACGGUGAGGAGGUGCUUCCUCCAAAGAAGAAGAAGAAGAAGAAGUCAAAAGGUCAUAACUGAUGAAAACUGAUUUAAGUUGGACUGAGGCGCUGGUUCUAAUCGACCCGCAGCAUCAGGCCUCCUCUUUAUGAAACACAGUCAGUGAUUCUGAGCCCAAACUCUCAGAAAGAAACCUGAGGAAACUUUUCUCUGCAGAGACUGAAAACAAACACCUCAUGUCUGAUAAAGUAUUUCUAUAACUGCAUUUUAGCCUUGAUUACUAAAAUGUGCUGAACCUUUUAAUGGACCACACAGCCAGCAUGAAAUCUGAAGUUAAUAGUGAUAAAAACAGGCAAACAUGAAUGAAAUGAACUGAUUUAUGAAAUAAAAAACAGCCUCAGAUGGUUUUUUAACAUCAAA